GUUAACAAUCAGUGCACUUUUGAAGCCUUGAUCAAACGGAUCUGAAAAUGAUGCUGAGCCCCGAUCAGACGGAUCCUGACCUCACCUGGACGCAGCCGGACACGGAAUGUCUGAACGUCAUGAAGGUGGAAUGUGUGGCUCACGAGGAUGGCAAAACUCGCGCACUCGUGCCAGCUGCGCUCACCAGAGAGGAGAAGAGACGGAAGAGGCGCGCGACUGCGAAAUACCGUUCUGCGCAUGCCACGCGCGAGCGCAUCAGAGUGGAAGCGUUCAACGUAGCGUUCGCUGAGCUUAGAAAGCUGCUACCAACACUUCCACCCGACAAGAAGCUGUCCAAAAUAGAAAUACUUCGCCUAGCUAUCUGUUACAUUUCUUAUCUUAACCACGUUUUGGACGUUUAAAAAAACUUUUGGCACAUUUACCAGUACCUUAAAACAAAACCCUAAAGUGUGUAUAAAAAAAUACUUUUAUAGACAUUGAGAAUAUUCCAGCAGGUCACAAAUAUUAAAAAAGAAAAAAAAGGGGGUAACACUUUAUAAUUACUUUCAGAAAUAGGCUAUGUUUUGUUGUCUGUCUCCACUAAUUAAGAUAGCCUACUACGAAAAAGGAAAUCGGAACAAAAGGAAGGGAGGCAGUCUUUUAGUUAUUAUAAAGCAUUACCGAAAAUAUUACGUAGGCCUAUCGCAAUAAGUGAAGAUUGUUGUUUUUGACACUGCAGCAAGAUCUUUUCAAAGAUUUGCUAUCCUGUUCAACAUCCAACAUCAUAAGCAAAUUUGUGGCAAUAAUUUGUUAUGGAGGGAUUUGACUUGGGUUGGAUCUUAAUACAUCACAUAAACGAAACAAAUAGCUAACAUUCAUCUUUCGCAACCUUGUUAUAAACCAAGCUGAUUUUAUAGGCUACCAACCGUCUGGAAAAAUGUAUAGGCUACUUCUAUGUGCUGGAACAAAUCGUCACGUAGCUGUUCAUUUAUAUUUUCUUGUUUAUUUAUUUAUGGAGUAAAUAUGUGAGUGUCCUUGAAUAGCACACCUAAAGUGUUUACGUAUAUGUGUAAAUAUUGAAUGUUUUAUUAAUAUUUUAGACUGAUGUCGCAGAGUUUGGGUGUACUGUUGCUUUUCACUUGCACUUUUCAUUGGCAGUUUUCUUAGGAGUAGAAGGGCCUUCGCUGUGUGUGCACUACGGUUAUUAAAAUGGUGUUGCUGUUGAUGUCCUGUCCUAUGAUAACGAGAAGCACUUCCCAUCGGAUAGGAUCUAUUGCUCUAGUGUUUAUUUUGUUUACAAAGUGCUCAUAGAUAGCGCUUUUGGGUACCUGAUGACUUGUGGUGGAUUAAAAGUACAAUUAGACUAAAUUAAAUACAUCAUAAUCAAUGUCAGAUAAAUAAUUUGGCCAUAGACAUAAAAAGGGGGUGCUUGCCUUCCAAGUCUACAAGCUACCCAUAUAGACGCUCUCUUUGCUGCGACCAAAAAUGAUCUCAAGGUAGUUUAUUUUUCUUUUAGAA
This is a messenger RNA of Sinocyclocheilus grahami, 1497 nucleotides long. RefSeq names its product helix-loop-helix protein 2-like. The coding region runs from base 48 to 401 and encodes 117 amino acids. The record is from RefSeq and is a predicted model, not a curated record. The transcript has a single exon. Gene Ontology annotation, biological process: regulation of transcription by RNA polymerase II. Lineage: Eukaryota; Metazoa; Chordata; Actinopteri; Cypriniformes; Cyprinidae. Gene Ontology annotation, molecular function: DNA-binding transcription factor activity, RNA polymerase II-specific; RNA polymerase II cis-regulatory region sequence-specific DNA binding; protein dimerization activity.